Molecule: messenger RNA, 839 nt
Organism: Mangifera indica (mango)
Lineage: Eukaryota; Viridiplantae; Streptophyta; Magnoliopsida; Sapindales; Anacardiaceae
Exons: 2
Coding region: 85-738 (217 amino acids)
Source: RefSeq, a predicted model, not a curated record
AACAACCCGAACAAUUCACCAUUUCCUCACAGCCACAGAGAAAAGUAAUUCUAUCAUCUUCUUCGCAGAUUGAAAUUAGCAACUAUGGUUUCUUUCCAGGCGCCUAUAUUUUCAGAUAGUAGAUCAAAACCCAACACUGAGUUUGAUCAUUUAUCAAAGCGAAAGAGGGAAGACGUCUUAGAAGGCGAAGAAACUUUCAACAAGCGAGCAAAACAAACCAUGAAAUCAAUCUUUGAUACGGAUCUGCACCUGGAGACUCCAUUGCCUUUGGAGUGGGAACGAUGCUUGGAUAUUCAGUCAAGCCCGAUACACUUUUAUAAUACAACAACACAUAAGAGGGCACAUGGGGAUCCGAGGAGAAGCCAGGAGAUGCCAGGUUCCGGUGGCAAUAACAUGAGCUUAGACCUUGUAUUAAACCUGCCUUGCAAUUCGAACAACAAACUGAUAAGGCAUAAUUCUGGCAGCCCAUCUGGAGAGCCUUUGGGUGAUCAUCUUUCCAUUGACAUGAUCACCAGAGAGAAGGAGAAAUCAUCAGGAGAUCAUUUAAGAAGUUUUCCGUCAUGGUUGGCGUUCGAAAGAGACGAUGAACAGGAAAUGGUAGCAACAGCGUGCAUGCGGUGCCACAUGUUGGUGAUGCUGUGCAAGUCGUCUCCUACAUGCCCUAAUUGCAAAUUCAUGCACCCGUCAGACCAAAGCACUCCAAAACUAUUCAAGCAGAAACUUAGCCUCUUGUGCUAGUUAUUGAAUAGUUGUAUGUUUGAUUUGCAUUAAAUGAAAGUUCAGUACUGCCUUUUUCAAAAUUUAAUAUUUUGCUUAAUUGAACAAUCUACUUCUCGUCA